UCCGGGGCUAGGCCCAGGUUCUAUCGCGUAUUAAAACGCCUUCUCGUACAACCCGUUUCGUUGCUUCGUGAUCGCGGAUUAGUCCGAUUGAAAAUCUCGUCAGAAUUAGCCUACAUCCGGUGGUGGUGGAUGGUGAAAACAGCUUGGUGGCCAGUUCAUUGGCGAAACUAAUCGAAAAGUGGGGACCAAAAAAAAUCGGCUUAUUUUGGCUUACGUAAGUGAGGCCUGAUUCGGAUUUUUUGCAAAGCAAAACAAAUACAGAUCCGCGAUUUGGCGCGCAUGCCCACGGUGGUGGACGGGUGGAUUUUAUUUUGGUUCCAUACCGAAACACGCGUCUCGGUGCCGUAUUGUGAUAUGUUCUCCAUUGUUGUUGGUCAGAUUUUGUAGGAAUUAGAAGGAGACGAGACGAGAGAGAUGUCCAAGAAGCAACCGGUGCGUACGCUGAGCGAGAUCGCGCUGGCCGAGCUGGCCGGUACGAUUGUCGGUGCGAUCGGGACCAUGGUACAGACGUGCUACGCAUUCGGUAUCCCACCGGACUAUGGGCUGCUGACGAUCGCGAUCAAUUCGUACCUCGAGAGUAUGGGUGCGACGAGCAACAUCUACGACGAUCUGCUGCGUGUGAUCCUCUGCUCGGAUUCGCUCGAGGCGUCGAUGCGUUUCUGCUGCCUGCAGAUGCUACUGAACGAGGGUGUCCAGGGACUGGUGACCGAUAUUUUUCCGGUGGCGUACUACGAGCAAAUCCUGAAGGUGAUUGCGGCCCGCGGUCGCGGAUUGCGUCGUCUCAACAUGAAGGGCGUUUGGGUGAAGGAGGAGAGCAUGUGCUACAUGUACGAGAUCGUGAAGCGGUUGCCACGCCUUACGAAGCUCACGAUACCGCACAUCGCUACCGAUGACCUGCUGAAGCACAUCGCUGACUACAGCAAGUGUAUGCGGCAGCUCGACAUUAGCGGUGAGACGGACAUCACCGAGAUUGGCAUCGAGUAUUUGUGCUACGGGGAGUGCCGGGAGACGCUAACGUACGUGGACAUUGGAUCGUUGGGUGAUGAGAACAUUUGCCACAUGGACGUCGCGCUGUUACUGCAGCAUCUACCGAAUUUGGCCACCCUGCAAUCCUAUUCGUACGUUGGACGUAGUUUGCUGCACAUUCUCGAGGAGAAAGAUGCGGGUUUCCGGUGUAAGCUCGCGUAUCUGCACGAUACGCAAACGAACGGCAAAGUGAUGGACGCCAUUGUGCGCUGUUGUCCCAAGCUGGAGGACAUCUAUCUAGAUUCGCCCGAGGUGGGUGUUUUGGAGAAGCUGGCCAACGUGCAGUUGCGUCGGCUUAAGCUGCACAAGUUCAACUGCUACGAGCUGACGACCCUGCUGGAGACGAUCGGCAAUGGGCUGUAUCAUCUGACGGUCAUCAAGGGCUACGGACCGCUGGAAGUUAAUCGGCUUGUACGAUGCUGUCCCGAUUUGAUCGAUCUCGACCUCUACAUGAUGGACUCGCUCACGUUCAGUGGUGAUCGCAGUUUCGCCAAUCUGCAGGGGCUGGAAAUACUGCACAGUCCAAUCCAGAAGCCGAGUUUGAGGAGCUUCCUCUGUAAAACGACCUCCCUGAAGCGACUUGCCAUCGAUUCGGUUAGUUUCAGUGAUGAGGAUAUCAGUCAGAUGGUGAUCGAGCAAGACUUUUAUCAGCUCGAGGAUGUGUGGUUCACCUCAGCGCCCUACCUGUCUAUGGCGUCCGUGGAGAUUCUGAUGGAUCGCUGUCCGGAGUUGCAGAGCGUCGGGCAGCUGAGUGGAUGGGCCCUCUCGCCGGACGAUGUGACGCUGCUUCGGGGGAUUCUCAAAAGCUGCAAUGCCUCACUGAUUAUACAAUCCCUGUGACGGAAGUGUGAUGGAACUCCUUGUUUACUGCAUUCGAGUCUGCGAAACCGAGUCCACGAAGCGAUGCGCCGUAACAUGUUGCGUUAAUUCAAUAAAUGAUCCCAACGAACUGUA
Messenger RNA from Anopheles aquasalis, 1980 nucleotides. RefSeq lists its product as uncharacterized. Lineage: Eukaryota; Metazoa; Arthropoda; Insecta; Diptera; Culicidae. Gene Ontology annotation, cellular component: cytoplasm. The record is from RefSeq and is a predicted model, not a curated record.